AGUUGCUACGUGGGGGAAUCGGACGAUCGGAGCUCCGCUGCCGGCGUACGCCAGGAGCCGACUCGCGCUCCGCGCUCGCCCUCCGGACCGCAAGCCGGCACCGUGGCGCAGAAACUCGCCCGCGCGCACCGGAACAGCGAUGCCGACAAGGAGAAGGACAAGGAGAAGCCGGCCACCCCGGAGGCGGUGCUCGCGCCCGCCGCCGCGGACGAGCCCCCGGCCGCCGCCGCCGCCGGCGCCGGCGCACGCCCCGAGCCUCUAGACAUACACCCGCGCAAACGCAAAAUAAGAGCCACCAAAGACACUCAAAUAUCUAAAAACGAACCUUUAGAUAAAAUAAGAACGGAAUCGACAAACCAUCCCAAUGCUUACCAAAUGUACUUACACAUUCGGAAGACGAUCGAAGUUCGUCAGAAGAACCUCUUACCUGUCAAGCCUAAGCCUCCUAAAGAUUUUAACAACUAUCUGAUGAAUCGUCGGACUUACACCUUACAAUCCACCGUGAACCCGGAGAGCAAGAUCGAGAUCCCGACGACGCUUCCGCCACAGAUGGUAGAAGAGUUUACUUCCCAAGAGAAAGAGCGCACUCGUCUAGUCACUCAGCAUUUGGUCGAGAAAGAGAAGCUGGUGUUAGCAGUGGAGCAGGAAAUUUUGCGAGUUCAUGGACGAGCCGAGAGGGCCGUGAGCAACCAGUCGAUGCCAUACUCUGUGUGUACAAUCCUGCGCGGGAAAGAGAUAUACAGCGAGAUACCUCCUGAGCAAGAAGAGAAUAGAACGACCCGCCGGGGGCGCUGCAACGGGCGGCAGAUCAACGCGUGGCUGCAGGAGGUGGACGAUAAGUGGGAGAAGAUUAAGGAGGGCAUGCUGCGCCGGCAGCACAUCGAGGCCGAGACGCUCCACGCCGUGCAAGUGAUGGAGUGGGAGUGGAAGUUAAAGGAGGUGGGCAUCUGCGACGCGAAGACCAAGCCCGCCACCGACCCCGCCCACGUGCCACAAGUCCACGUCUCCAACUUCGACCUGCCUGCUUGAGCUUUACAUGAGAUCUCGUUCAAUCCAAUGGAUGCCAUUAACACAUUUCUUCAGUCAUUACGAUUUAGCUUUAUAGUGAUCCUUUAGUCUUUUACUAUUCUUCAAGGUCAGCAUUUGUAAUUGCAUUUUUAGCGUUACUCAAUGAAUUAAGAUCAUUGUAAAGUUGAGUCUUGAUAACAUUUCGCUAAAUGCGUUCGAAGAUGUUAGAACAUAAGUACCUUAAUUAAUUGUGUUCAUUUUUAACUAUGUUAAGUUUAGUUUAAGGUUGUUGCGAGGUUUUGACGCUGAGCUUUGGCGUCAAAUUUUAAUGUGAUAGAUUGAACACCGGACUUUCAUAUUGAUUGCUAAUAAGUGUCUAUAUCAGUGUUGAAUUGAAUUUCUGAAAUGUUCAAAUCUUUAAAUAUAUCUCGAUGUUAAAUGUCCGCGACAAUAUCAGUCGUUUGAAUAAUUUCAUUCAAUAAUAUAAAUGUCUAAUAAAUACCGAAAAUGUGAGUUGUUAGAAGUGAUUAAACGGUUCAGUUAAAUGUGAAUUUUAUAUAUCGUUUCUCUUUUGCAUUUAUCG
Molecule: messenger RNA, 1591 nt
Organism: Leguminivora glycinivorella
Lineage: Eukaryota; Metazoa; Arthropoda; Insecta; Lepidoptera; Tortricidae
Product: ankyrin repeat domain-containing protein 12-like
Exons: 1
Coding region: 376-1029 (217 amino acids)
Cellular component (GO): nucleoplasm
Source: RefSeq, a predicted model, not a curated record